Prorocentrum cordatum is the source of this 1461-nucleotide messenger RNA. The record is from the annotation of a GenBank genome assembly. Lineage: Eukaryota; Dinophyceae; Prorocentrales; Prorocentraceae.
AUGAGAGGCGCGCUUGGCCUCGACAGCGUGGCCUCGAUCGGCGGCAUGCGGGAAGAGGACAUGCGGAUCCAGGCUCUCCUGAUCCACCUCAUCGCCGGCUUCCCCGUGCCCACGGAGCCUGGGGCGGCGGGCGCGGGGCUGCCUCCGGCCGUCGCCUGCGGCGUGCGGCGCGUGCCCCUGCGGAUGUACAGGUCCUUGGUCCGGAACGACGACGACAGCCCGCUCGCCUUCAGGCUCGCGCCCUGGUUGGACGCGCUUUGGUUUGCGGCGGCCCCGGCGCCGCGGGCGCUCGAGGUGCUCCCAGCACUGCUCCUGCCCAUGCCCGUUCCUCUCUCCGCCGCCUCCCUCUCUGUGCCCGCCGUGCUGCUCGCCGCGGGCUGUGCGGACAUGAGCUCCAUGACCAUUGGGUCGUCCCGGCAGCAGACGUUCCAGGUGACGCGGCGCUGGAAGCGAGCGCCGGGCUCCGACGCGCGCCCCGCAGAGCGAGAGCCGGCCUGCCGCGCGAGGCCGGCCUCGCGCGAGGCCGGCCUCGCCCGAAGGGUCGUGUCUGUGGGGGAUCUGCACGGCGACUUCGUGCAGACGCGCCUGAUAUUGAGGGAGCUGGGGCUGAUGCCGAGGAAGAAGGGCGAGUGGACCGGAGGUGACACGGUGCUAGUGCAGACGGGGGACGUCGUGGACAGCGGGGGCGACGAGUCCGGCCCCAUCUUCGAGGCUCUCUUCCGCCUCCAGGAUCAGGCCCCGGCCGCCGGCGGGGAGGUGAUCCUGCUCCUGGGCAACCACGAGCUCAUGAACCUCGAGGGCGACUUCCGCUACGCGACGCCCGGGGACACCCCUGUGCCCUCUUCUGCCCUCGGCGUGCCCGCGGGCGACCGGGCGCGGGCCUUCGGCCCCGCCGGCUGGGUCGGCGCGCGCCUCCGCGAGCGGGGCCGCGCCGUGGCGCUGGUGGGCCCCGAGCGCGGGCUGCAGCGGAGCGUGCUGUUCGUGCACGCCGGCGUGCUGCCCGAGAUCGCCGAGGCAGCGGGCGGGUCGUCUGGACGCGGCCUGGAGGAGGCGCUGAACCGCGCGCUCGGGAAGGCCAUUUCUGGCGACGCGGACAGCAUCCGCUUCUCGAACUCCGUGCUCCUCUCUAACGACGGCCCCUUCUGGACCCGCAGGUUGGCGCUCGGCUCCACGCAGGGCGCGCGGGGCGCGUGCGCGGAGCUGCAGCGGAGUCUCGACGCCUUCGGCGCCGCGCGCAUGGUCGUCGGCCACACCGCUCAGGCCGACGGCAGGGUGCACCACCGGUGCGACGGCCGGCUGAUUCUCGGGGACACGCUGAUCUCGGCCGCGUACACUGGCACGCCGCACCCCUCCGCCGUGGAGUACCUGCCGGACGGGAGCGCGUUCGCGCUGUACCCGGGCACCGGCGGCCGCUCGGCGCUUCCCACGCCGCAGGCCGGGGCGGGCGCCGAGGACGCCUGA